CCGCCCCGCUCCUCCGGCCGCUCCCGGUCGCACCCGCUCAACCCCACGCCGCACGGUCCGCGCGCGCCAUGGAGCGCGUGGUCAGCGGCGGCUUGGACUUGGAGUCCAUCACGGAUGCAGAGUUCUCCAAGUUGGUGGGGCAACAGGUGACGAUCUUUCAGGCAAUGCUGAAGCGGCACCAGGACCUUGUGUCUGCACUGCGCAUGGAGAUUGAGGUGCUGAAGCACGAGCUCGGUGAUCGGGAGGCGAGCCGCUUGCCGUCCCCGGAGAGGUCACCGAUGUCUCCCCUGAAGUGCCUGGGCAGCGGCCUCCUCGAGCCGCAAAUACCCGUCACCAGUGCCUCCUUUGCCAGCGGAACCAUGCCACUCAUGGGAGUGGUGCCCUCUGGGCAGGACAGCCUUGCGCCACGGAAUGAUAGCAUCACCCAGUCGCAGGAUCUUCCCAUCGUGGUCAAGCCACGCGUGUCCUUGAAGGUGCAGCCCUUUUGUGACGAAGAGUCGGAGGAGGCACUCUGGGCGGUCAAGAAACAUGGCAGAGAUAGCAGGUCUCCCAGCGAGCGAGACUUGACCUCCCCGCAGCUGCAGGUCGGUUGGAGGUCGGCCUCAAACGAUGCCUGCGGGAUGAAAGCCAGGAAGUCCGGCAGGUCCAGCAUCAUCUCGGACCCCAUGCGUCCAACUCGCUCCGUGCACGCCGCCGCCGCGGCGAGGGCGAAGACGGCGGAGGCGCAGCGGAACGGCAGUCGUGCCAAUACCGCAGGCUUGCCAGGUGUGGGUCCCCGCGCGGUCUCCGAGCCGCAAGGGGUCGGUGCCACGCAUUCGACGCACGUCCUCGCCGCCGCGGAGAUUCGGGUGGAGGCCUGGGACAUUUGGCCAGAGCUGUUCUUUGAAGCAGUUGUGGAGGAGCGACGCGCCUCCAUACACAGCUAUUCCGCGCAGAAGACCAGGCUCUCCUUGAACCACGGGACGAACAUGUUGAAGAGCAAUCUAACGGCAGUGCAAUGCCUUCAGGCGAUGGUCCUUCCACCGGAUGGGAAGCGCCGGCUGUUUUGGUUGGUCUUCUCAUUGCUUCUGAUUGCCUAUGACAUGGUCAUGGUCCCACUUUCUGUCUAUGAGUUGGAUACGUCCAGCUUUGAGACCGGCAUGACCGUCUUUAGUGUGACCUUCUGGACCAUCGACUUCAUCGUGGCCUUCUUCGUGGGCUACUAUGAAUCUGGGACCUUGGAGCUUCGCCCACAAAAGACGGCGCUUAACUAUGUGAAAACCUGGAUGAUGGCGGACCUGAUUCUGCUUUCCUUCGAAUGGACGGACCUCAUCAUCGCGGAGAUGCCCUCGCUGCCGUCGCUGAUCCGCGCCUCGCGCUCCCUGCGGAUCCUCCGCUUUCUGAGGUCGGCGAAGUUGCUCCGCGCCGCGAAGCUGCCAAGCUUCAUUAAACACCUCCCCUUCGUCAGCCGUUCAGAGUAUAUCACCCUGAGCUUUGGCAUCUUGAAACAGCUGUUGGGAAUUCUUUUCAUCAACCACACCAUUGCAGCGGUGUGGUACUUGCUUGGGCAGGGCGCCGGCAGCAAUGGAUGGCUUGCAGCCAAUGACAUACCCGUGGACGACUGGUGGUAUACAUUUCUCAUCUCCUUGCACUGGAGCUUGACGCAAUUUACUCCGGCGAGCAUGUCAGUACAGCCCACGAACCUCCAGGAGCGUGCCUUUAAUGUGACCGUUGUGAUCUUUGCUUUGGUCACUUUCUCCUCUUUCGUGUCGAGCAUCACGAACUUGAUGACGCACUUGCGGAACUUGGAAUCUGCCGAGGCGAUCCUCUUUUCCAAGCUUGAAGACUUCAUGCAGAGCCGGAAGUUCUCCUUCUACCUCACGGUGCGUGUGCGGCGGUACCUGGAGCAGCGGAAUGCGGAGAAGCGUUCGCGGCCCGAGGAGGGUGACAUCGAGCUGCUCAACCGACUGUCCGAGCCCUUAAUGACGGAGGUGCACUUUGAGAUGCACAGUCCGGUUCUCACGAAGCAUCCCAUGUUCUUCGCCUACUCCCGUUUGAACGAACCAGCGGUCAUGAAGCUCUGCCACACCGCUGUGAAGACCAUCUCGCUCUCCUCCGAAGAUUACCUCUUCGCCAAAGGGGAGACGGCGAAGUCCAUGUUCUUUUUGACUUCCGGCAAGCUCACCUACACCAUGGAGAAUGGAGACCCAAUACCUGUGCAGCAUCCGGCCUACUUCAGCGAAAUGGUCCUUUGGACACCUUGGAGCCACAACGGCACGAUGAGAGCUCGCAGCGACUGCAAAAUCCUGCUGUUGGACUUUGAGAAGUUUCAUGAAGUUGUGGCACAUGCCAAGAACUGUCAGCUGGAGGUGUGCAAGUAUGCGGAGAGGGCCAUACACAUUCUCAACAAGUACUUCAACAAGGACACACGAAGCGACUUGAACUCCGGCAAGUACAACGAGCGGAGGAUGACCAAGCGAGUCUUCCCGGAGGGAUGCCUAGAGGUACGUCCCAUGUGGUUUAUGCCUAUGCCUCCCAGGAGCAUCAAUCGCCACAAUUCCACAGGUGGCCUGUUGAAUGGCAUUCGACGCAUGGCCUCUGCUCAGCAGGUGGAGAUGCCCAGCGAUAGCGAUGCAGAGUCUACCGAGAGUGAGAUGGAAGGGUUCGGCCGGCCACGGCGCAUCAUGGAGGACAAAGAGAGCUUCGCCUCCGACACGCCACCGCCAGAGAUGGAGGAGGAGGAGGUACAGCCGCCGGAGAGGCCUCCUCCUGAGGUCCUGGGUUGAGGCGGGGUAGGAUUCGCGUACGGUACCGGGGCGCAGAGUGGCGCAGAUACAGCGAGGGCCCACCACCACGAAGGAACAUAAUUCAAUGGUUUUGUGGCAACAGAACUGGGCCGCUUCCCUGCACAUGGCAAUGUGCUUUUUGGGAAGGCAUGGCUGGUCCGCUAAUGCGUUGCAUGCUGCCAUGCCGUUGCACGCGUUGACAAAAAUUCAGGAGUGGCCCCGCUCAUGGCGCACAUGUCGCAGCACUUACAGGGAUGGACAGGCUUUGUGGGACCAGCACCAGUUCUUCGGAUUUGACCUUUGGGAUCCUUUGGAGUUCGGACGUGUCGAUUUUUUGGGACCUCG
Molecule: messenger RNA, 3110 nt
Organism: Durusdinium trenchii
Lineage: Eukaryota; Dinophyceae; Suessiales; Symbiodiniaceae
Source: the annotation of a GenBank genome assembly